AUUUGAUUUUAAUUUGAAAUGUAAUUUUUAGUAUGCUUGUCUGGAUUUAUUUGCAAUCUAAUUAAGUGUAAUGGAAGUGAACUUGUGGGAAUGUUUAAUAUUAUUUCAAUGGUAAUCCGAUUCAGCGUUUAGUAAGUAUGAAUUUUAUAAUUUGUUUAAAAAAAGCAGUCUGCCAUUCCUAAUGAGCAUGGAGGGAACUCAUCAAACCGUGUAGUUAUGGAAUUGGCCACUACACAGUGCGGGCGCUAAUAUCGCGGAUAGUCUACAACCCAAAGCAAUUGUGGUCUUUGUAGUCUAGAACCCCUCAGUUCAGUAGCUCUUUAAGUCAAUUUUUUGUUUAUUGCUAUUUCUAUUAACAUAUAUAAGUUCUCCCCCCGCUUUAUCGAGCACGAAGCCCGCGCCAUCUUCAUUUUGAACAAAGACAAGCCGUGUGUCUCUUGCAGUGCGUUAGUUGAAGUGAUUCUCGACAUUUUAGCUUGACGAUGAGUUCGAAGGAAAAUAACUCUGAAGUAGCGGUGGAGAAGGCCACAGAAAAUAACGACAAGGCCUCAGACGCGAAAGCAGAUGUCAAAGGAACCAAAAGGCCAGCGGAGGACAAAGGUGAUGAUGUGAAGAAGGCCAAAAAGGAGGAAGAAAAUGGUAGUGUUGAGAUUUUAGAGGAGGAGAUCUUAGAUGAAGAAGAAGAGGAAGAUGAUGAGGAUGAGGGUGAAGACCAACUUAGUGAAGGUGACGAAUUAGGAGAUGAAUUAGGGGACGAUGGGGAAGAAGAAGAGGAUGAAGACGUAGCCGCAGACGAAGAAUCCGAUGCGUAAUGUCCAAAGUGGUGACGCACUGUGAGCGACUAGGCAGGGAUAAAUUUACCGGAAAUUCCUGCUUAGCCCCCCACCUUCUGUGCUACCAUGUUCAACAUAAAAACAUAUGUUUUUUAAUUUAAACAAAUAUAUGAACACUUUGUUUAUUUCUCAAAGAUGAAUGGAGGAGAUAAAAACACAAGCCCCUGCCCUACGAACAAGAGGCAUGUUGUUUUUUUAAUUGUAACUUUGUAAAAAAAGAAAUAGUUUAUAAGAAUUGUAAGGUAUUCUCUCUGGUUAAUUAUAUAGAAUGGAAUUGAUGUGACUAUGUAUUAAUUGAUCGAACUGUACAAAUAUUUAACUACUUUUCUCUUAGUAUGGUAAUAAAAAUAAAUUUUUUGUUUAAAUAUUGUGCCCAUUUGUUGUGGGCAAUGACUUUCUAUUUAUGAAUUGGUGACUCUAUGAGUGCUACUUAACUAAGUAUUUUUUAAAUUUUACUCGACCUGCAGGUAAAUAAUUAAGUUAAUUAUCUUAGAUAAUGUGUGUGUUCAUACUAUGUUAUACAUGUAAGACCAAGCAUUUGAAGGAAGAUAUAAAAUUAUUGAUAGAAAAUGUUUAACUCAUUCCAUAGAGAAAAAAAAUGUUUUUUUUUUAUUCCUUUUUGAAAUAAUUUAUGUCAUGAAAUAUGUAAGUUCCAUGCCUAGAUAAAUUCUUUUUUUUUUUCUUCUUUUUUUAAUAAAAAAUAUUUAAGUACAAGAAUGUUGUAGUGUGUAAUUUACUAAACUGGUUAGCUUUAGGUUCGAAUAUAUGGUUGUAUUUCUUAUCCUGUUUUCAUUCCCUUUAAAAUAUUCUAUCCUGAAUUGGAAUUUUUUGCCCUUUUCCAAAACGCUUUGUUAAAUUGCUUUUAUAUUGUAUAUUAAGGUUAAGGGCAAAAAUUUAAUGGGGAUAGCGAAUAUUUAUUAUUAUUUUGGUAGUAGUCCUCUUCUUAAUUUGUGUUCCGUCCAUGAUGGUUUUUCUUAAUUAUUUUUUCCUUUCCCUUUAUCAGUUAUUACCUUAUGCCUUAUUUCUGAGCUCAAUGACUCUUGAUAUUACCUUCUUUUUUUUUUUAAAUCACCGAUAUAUUUAAAUAAUUGUACACCUAGUUGUAAAUUAUAAUUGAUAGAGAAAAAAAAAUUAAUAUUUAUUAUGAUGAGUGGGUUAUGGUCUCUAAAAUGGUUCAAAGUUUUAUGAUGAAUUUUAUAGUUAGGUACUGUUGAGUUAUUUUCUUUUCUUUUUACCUUAUCUGUACUGAAGUGUGCGGGUUGUAAUGGCAGGUAACUCAAGAAAAGAAAAAAGAAAUUUAAACACAUUCCUGACAAGACAACCCUGCUACCUGAUUUAUGUAGAGACUGUCCAAGCUGAAAGCGAUUAUAGCUGGGUCUUAUUAAUUAGUUUAAUUAUAAUGUUUUAUCAAUGAUGGAUUUAACUCUAAAUGAAUUUUUGUAUAAUGAAAAUACUGAGGAUGAUUUUGUUACUGUGUUUUGAAUUUUAAAAACCAAGUCCUUUUUACUUUAUUUUUUUAUCCUUUUUCCCUCCUGACAUAUAGCAUGAUUCCAGUUACUAACUCCUUGAUGUUAAAAAGAAUAAUUGAAUUAUUUUAAUAAAUAAUUUUUAUUUCCUGUAAGUUACACUUCCAAACUAUCACUUAUAUAUACCCAGUUGAUGGAGACUUAUUGUUUUUUUCUUUUUAAGUUAUUCAAAAUUUGUAACUUCGUCAAACUAUCAUUUUUCACGUUUGUGAUUGUGGAUUCCUAAGUUCAAUUUGUAGAUCUAUUAAUAACCAAAGAUUAGUUAAUGAAAUGCAUGUUCUUAAAUUAUUCAAGUUAGUAUUGGUUAAUGGAGUUUUAAGUAUUUUCUUUUAUUACAUCCUUGUGCAUGUUACUCCAUUUUUUUUAGCAUUAAAAGUGCAAACACCAGUAUUAUGUCAGUAAUUAAAUUAUGUUAUGUAAUUAGGUUUUUUUUUUGGUAAGUAGUCUUAGUUUAAAAUAUUUAAAAGAAAUAUUUUCAUACCAGUUACUAUCUAAUGUUCAUUUCCAAAAAUAAAAUUAUUGAAAAAAGAGAGGCGAAGUUGGUUCAUGCUGAAUCAUUUUUGUUUCCCUAAUUUCAGG
This is a messenger RNA of Nezara viridula (southern green stink bug), 2938 nucleotides long. NCBI's taxonomy places the organism in Eukaryota, Metazoa, Arthropoda, Insecta, Hemiptera, Pentatomidae. The record is from the annotation of a GenBank genome assembly.